Plutella xylostella (diamondback moth) is the source of this 718-nucleotide messenger RNA. RefSeq lists its product as uncharacterized. Lineage: Eukaryota; Metazoa; Arthropoda; Insecta; Lepidoptera; Plutellidae. The record is from RefSeq and is a predicted model, not a curated record.
UCCCACUAGAAGGUUAUUAAAAUCAAUAAAAUAAAAACUUCACUAACACUUAAAGUGCCCAACAUUAAAAGUGCUAUUGAUAUCUGUGAAAUUUUGUGAUUUAUCCGUUUUGUUAUUAAUUAAAAUGCUGUUCCUGGUGCUGCUGCUAGCUCUGACCCUGAGCCCCCCUGCCUGCCCCACCCCCGUGCACCCGCUCGCCAGGCGGUCACCGAUAGACCUGAAAGCCAAGCCGACUCAGGCGUCUCAGCCAAUCAUCACGCACAACCACAUCCAAACCGACCGAAAACCGAAGGCACCAUUCAUACCAGCGCAGCACCAGUUGUACAUACCUCCGCAUUUGUUAGUAUUACCGGCGCGGUCCAACGUGCGCCACAGUUCCGUUCACACUGACGUUCACCACAUCUCCAACGGUCAUGUGAAGAUUCCUGUGGUGACGCAGACGGUGCACCACAGCUCGUCCAACAUCACGCACCCUGGGCCGGUGUUGGUGCACCACUACGAACCAGUGUUGGUGCACGACCUGUCUGUGAUCCCCCUGCACCGGGCGACCCGGCCGGGACCGCCGGGGCAGCCCCGGGCGGCGGCAAGGAGCGGCUUCGAGCAGCCGGGGGGCUUCGUACCCUUCCCCUACUUCGGGGGCUACGGCGCGGGGCUCCGCUACGGGGGCCACGGCGCCGGACACGGGUUCUAUGUCGCCGGGUUCAGAUAGUCAAUGAGA